AUGGAAAACAACAUACUGCACGGCGGUAAGCGUGCACACACUAUCAAACAUAAGGAUUAUGUUCCAACCGUUUCCGACAACUUCAGUGCAAAUGUAGUUGUUGAUGGUAGCACUGUCAAUUUUGGGUUGUGGGAUACUGCCGGUCAAGAGGAUUACAAUAGAUUAAGGACCUUGAGCUAUCGUGGAGCGGAUGUUUUCCUUCUUGCUUUCUCACUCAUUAGCAAGGCCAGCUACGAAAACAUUGCAAAUAAGGUUAGAGCUUUCUAG
Molecule: messenger RNA, 267 nt
Organism: Striga hermonthica
Lineage: Eukaryota; Viridiplantae; Streptophyta; Magnoliopsida; Lamiales; Orobanchaceae
Source: the annotation of a GenBank genome assembly